GUGAGAGAAAGCGGAGGUGAGAGGAGGGCGAUGGGGAAGAGGCUGGGGUUCCCCGUGGAGUUGGUCAUGUGUUCCACGUGCUCCGGUUUUGUGAUCAGGAAGGAGCCUACCGCCAUUCCCGAUCCUAACGAGGAGGUUGUGGAGGUGCUGAGGGAAGCCGAGAAGAUGCGGGACUUGAUGAAGGCGGUCCUGCUGCACGGGCCCUUGCAGGAGAAGGAGCCGGCUGAGGCGACGAAGAAGCAGUGGCAGGUUCUGCGGAGGAGGAGGAUGAUUAUGAUGGAGACAAAGAGGUGCCCGGCUUGCUCCCGUUCGCUGUUAGAUAUGUGCCCGUCUUGCUCUCGUAGGCUGUCAGAGAAGCCCGGGCCCGAUGAGGAGGACAAGGCGGCCGGAUCGAAGGAGAAGAAGAAGAGCUCGAGGGAGGAGGGCAGCGAGUUGAUGGCUGUCCUUCCGUCUCAGGGCGGGAAGGAAUCCAAGAAGAUUGCGACGGAGGACGAGGCGAUGGUGGCGAACGCCAGAUCGGUGAAGACGACGAAGCGAUCUAGGGAGGAGGGCAAGAGAUCUAGCAGCGGAUUGAAGAAGAAGAAGAAGAAAAAGAAGGCGAAGACCGAGGAUAAGGAGGGCAAGAGAUCUAGCAGCGAAUUGAAGAAGAAGAAGGCUAAGAGCGAGGAUAAGGAGGGCAGCGGAUCAAAGAUUAAGGCUAUGAGAUCGAGCGAGAUGGAGGGCAGCAAUUCGAAGGAGGCGGAGACGGAGGGCAGCGGAUCAGCCGGCGGGAAUAGGAAGACUAAGAUGGUGACUACGAGGUUGGACAAGACGUACAUUGAUAUUUUUUUGAAGGAUCGGCCCCAUGCCAUGCCUUUGACCUACGCUACCCCGAAUCCCAUCAUCAAUAGCAUGUUUGAUAGAAAAAUCGCAUUAUAUGAGGUUGAUUGUGAGUUCCGUGAGUACUUGCGCCGCCAGUCCAUCAUCCGCGGGUAUGCUGAGGUGCAGCGAGAGGUCGCCGAUGACGAAGACGAAUGACCACAGGUUGGUGUAGCAGUAUUGUCAUGUGUGGUUGGUGUGGUAACGAGUUAAGACUGCCUGGCAUGAUAAUAAUUUUAGUACAAGUGAUGAACAUUUUGGUUUGUUUCAGAAAUAUUCAGCUUUGUUAGCUUGUACUAGUAGUAUUUAAGUUGUAAAAGUGCUAUCUUUUGUGUGUGACCUAGCAUAUCACCCUGGUGUCAUUGUCAUAUGAGUACCUUGCUACUGAUGUUCUUCUCACACUUAAGACUUGUAGAGUUGAUAUAUAUUUUCCUAGAACUCGAUCCAGAUGUUAUUUAAA
Messenger RNA from Panicum virgatum (switchgrass), 1318 nucleotides. RefSeq lists its product as uncharacterized. Bases 31 to 1017 code for a protein of 328 amino acids. Lineage: Eukaryota; Viridiplantae; Streptophyta; Magnoliopsida; Poales; Poaceae. The record is from RefSeq and is a predicted model, not a curated record. The transcript is spliced from 2 exons.